Talaromyces proteolyticus is the source of this 2232-nucleotide messenger RNA. RefSeq lists its product as uncharacterized. NCBI's taxonomy places the organism in Eukaryota, Fungi, Ascomycota, Eurotiomycetes, Eurotiales, Trichocomaceae. Bases 1 to 2232 code for a protein of 743 amino acids. The transcript has 6 exons. The record is from RefSeq and is a predicted model, not a curated record.
AUGCCUUUCCUAGGUCUCGCUCGAAAGAAAACCGCACAGCGGAAGACAGAGCACGGUGGAAAGAACUAUCUGUUAUAUCUUCAGCGUCGAAGAGAACAUGAAAAGCAACGGACGCAGCCGUUAUUCAGCCGGCACACCAAUAUCCAGGCAGCUUCGGUGCGUGGCAAGUUAACGAGGUUCUGUGAAGAGUAUUCAAUCCAUGAUGUUAACGACUUUCUGCAGCACCUGACCAUUGGAGAUGUCAAGACCUGGUUUGAUUGGAUCAGAGAGAAUUUUCAGGGCUCAAUUAAAUCCCACCACGCUCUCGGCACCUACUGGAGAACUCUGAAGAGAUUACACUAUCUAAAGCACGAAAAGGACAUGGAGGCAUCUAUGGAGAGAGAAUGCGUGAACUACUACAAUUACACCAGCAGGAUGAUGGGCUUGCGGAGGCAUGCACUACCCAAACCCACAGCAAGCUCGAUUGACCUCCUUGAAUUUCAGGUGGCCCACCUCGUUCAUUGUACGUCAGUAUUUCCGGAUGAGAAGCAGCGACUCUAUGUCACAGUUGCAUUAAAUCUAUCAAGCGUCACGGCCUGCCGGGCGGUUUCACUCCGGGGGGGGGCCUCGAGCGAUUCCGGUUACCCUACAAGGAACAGUAACGCGGAACCAGACCACGCACUGGAUAGUGGCUAUGCAUCAGACAGCUCCGUUGUGACAGAUGAUGGCUACCUCAGUGGUCAAGCGGUAGCAAUUGAGGCUGUUCUUUGGAGACAUGUUGAGUUUUAUAUUCUACGGAACCCGAAGCGGGGUGCUCGCCACGUGCUGGCCGCCAUUGUGACGCUUAUUCAUACAAAGGGGAAAAAGGCCCGCGUAAAGAGAUUUGUCAUACAACAUGAAGACAACCUCCUCUUCGAUCUGCUAUCGCAGCUUUUCGCGUUGGGUCUGGAUGACGAUAUUUUUAAGGCCGACAUUAGGGAUGAAGCGGAUAUCUAUACAGUACCAAUUCCAUCCCAUCGGAAGGCUCUCCAACUUAAGAUCAAGAGAGAAAAAUUAGAUAUCCCCGUCUUCCGGGAGCCGGAGCGGACCGAAGAUGGUUACCGAACGUCAGAGAAAACACCCCUCAAGAGAAGCACUUUUGCUCGUUAUCUUAAAAGAAUUGGACUGAUCACUGGUGAGAAAACAGGCCUGACCCAGAAAUGGGUACGCCGAGGUGGUAUCAACGCAAUCAAUGAAAACGCUCCACCAGAAGUGCGGGAUCAAGUGGCGGAUCACGAAUCGAACGCCGUCAUGUAUUAUUUGAAUGAAAUAAUCUCCUGUGAUACAGCAGCUGCAUUUCACCAACGAGCUUCGGACGAGGUGGUGCAGAGAGAGAUGCGAAGCGCCACCCUGUUGGCGGACAGGACGGCCCCGAUUCGUCUGACGGACGAGCAGUCUAGCAAAAUUCAAAACCAUCCCGAGGUUCAGAGGCUACGUGCAAUCUGCCAGCAAUUGACAGAGGAGAUCUAUCAACAGGGAAACACUGUAAAGGAAGCUAAAGCCACUGGAACUGAACUCAGUCUACAAAAGAAGGAGGCAGAUGCAGAGUUAAACCGGACUAUUACUGGCCUGCGAGAGAAGGAGCUCAACAAGAAUCGGAUGAGGUACUUCCGAAAUACAGACACCGAAACUUUUAACCAGCAGUACAAAAUAGAUUCGACUAGCCAGCAAAGAGAAAGCCAAUCCCUGACCUCUAUCCGAUAUACCAUCCCCGAGCGGGAAGAGAGUGUUCGUUUACUUUGUUAUUCCAUAUCUGUGCAGACAGAGGAUGAGAUUCAUAGUCGUCGAUUGAAGUUCAUUCGUCUCAUGGUCCGUUGGCAAAAGCGCCAGGAAGCACCUCGCCGAGGAAGGCAAAUGGUCACCAUGUCUCAGCCUCCUCCUUCUCCUCCUCCACCUCUAUCUCUGGCAAUGCAACCAGACAACAUCCCGCUGAAAUUCCAUCCGCUGCAAUGUCCAUUUUGUUUAUCAAACCCCGGUCUCCCUCCUGGUCAGCGGGCAAAGAAAAAAUCGAAGACGAACAAACUUUGGGACCAUGUCGAGAACCGUCACCGUAAAGAACUCGCGGCUUUUGAGUCUGGUAACCGGGCUUGUGGAUUGUGUUUCCUAAGUGAAGUUGUGUUCAAGCCUUCUAGUGUAUCUGAUUUCAAGCGUCAUACAGGCGAUAUCCAUUCAAUCCCGCUUCGGCCACUCCGCUUGCCCUUACAAGGACUGUGA